AUGCAGUUAGUCAUUGUUAGGGGUCAAUCUACUGGCAAAUCCUCGCUGCUGCAAAGCCUAACCGACAUCCCGUUUCCAGUCGAUAGUGGUUGCUGUACUCGCUUUGCUACACGGAUUGUAUCUCGAAGAACAGCUCCUGGCAGUAAAAAUGCCGUCAAGAUCACGAUUGUCGAUCCUGAGGUAACUGAUGUCUUUGACUACCCAUUCAACGACUCUUACAAGGACUACCUUUAUACCAGCGACCACUUGGGGGUUGACGACUUCAAAGAAAUCAUGGACGAGGUACAUUUUCUUUUCUCUAAACUUCCAAUCGCCAGCUUCAAUGUCUUACAAGAUCCUCAGAUAUCUACCAAAUACAUGGGCAUCAGAAGAGGCCAAGGGGUUCACGCGAAGAACUUCGCGACCCAGGUCCUUCGAGUCGAACUCUCAGGCCCGACGCGCUCACAUUUCAGUAUUCUUGAUGUCCCAGGCAUAUUUUCAUACGCUCACGACGUCAAUGAGCAUGAAGAAGAUGGCGUGAAACUAAUGGUCGAGGAAUACAUGAGACAACCAGCUAACAUUGUCAUUUGUGUGGCCGCCGCUACUGCACAUCUUUCUACCCAAGGAAUUUUCAAGAUGGCUGCUAAUUUGGUUGACAAAAGACGUCUUGUGGGCGUCUUUACCAAGUGUGACAGGUUGGAGAAUCCAACUGAGGUGAUUGAAAUUGCCAGCGGACGAGGAAAAGAUUCAGGAAAUUCAAUGCAGGAUGGGUGGUUUGUAGUACGAAACCGGUCUGAAGUUGAUGGCGAUGACUUCGACAUCAAAGAAGCCGAACGUAAACUCUUCUCCCAGCCACCUUGGGAUAAGAUACGAGAAAGUCGACGCGGCUCAAGUAUGCUACAGAAACAUCUCGGAAAUAUUCUCUGUGCCCAGAUCCGCGGCAAUUUCCCUGCUAUCCAGGAAUCUGUUCGAAGGCUUCUUUCGGAAGCCGAAGAGUCCAGGAAGGAACUGGGAGACCCUCGCCCAACUCACAGUCUUCGCCAGCAAUACAUCAGGAGUGUGAUUGAAAGAUAUCACACAAUAGCAGUCAAAACGCUCAAAAGCCCUGGAUCAUUGUCUGAUCCAGCCCUUCGCGUCAGGGGACUAGUGCGAGAGGCGAACGAAAGCUUCACUGAAGAGAUGCAAGCCCGCGGCCACACCCACUUGUUCGAGGAUACGAGUGUUGACCCAAUGACCCAACUCACCGAGGCUGUGUCCUAUUACUCAGCUAUGUUGGCAGGACAUGCGCCUGCACCCAACACCACCGAGCAUGGCGACCAAGAGCAAAUCACUACACUACCUUUGACCCCGCCCACAAAGCGCCACGCCAGUCGUAAGAAACCGACAGCGGCCCCCCAGCUACGUACACCACUUGUGGAGGUUAUUCGCGACCAGCUUCGCAUUUGGCAGACAACUGAGCUACCGGGCCUUGUCAAUACAGACGUCAUCAAGAUUCUCUUCAAGAAACAGUCAGAGAGUUGGCAGCAAGUUGCAGAACGCUACAUUGAUACCAUUGCGACCGACAUUGAGUACGCAUCGAAUGAGAUUCUCAAAGAUGUUUGCUCACCUCGUAGCUGCUCCAGCAUUCUUUAUGGGGAGCUUUCCAGGGUUCUUUCUCAACUUCAGGAACAAGCUAGAAUGAAGGCAAUUCGAGAGCUCAAAGAGCACUGCCGCCGAGAGCGAGAAUCUCAUCUGCAGACAACCGAUCCGCGUUUCCAGGAAAGGUUGCAAGCGCUGCGCACUGUUCGACUUCUCGGGGCUCUUGGGUCCAUUCCAAGCUUCAAAUCGGGCUCCUUCGACUUGGCACACUCGAAGCUGUUGUUCCAGCAUUUCCACCACUCCAUCGAAGGCAACAUGAUCCACGACGUGCAUGAUGUCGUUAAAGUAUACUACGACUUAUCCCUCGAGGCGUUCAUCAGAUAUGUCAUCAAUGACAUUGCCGAAGAUUUCGUAUCCUACUCGGGGGGCGCCCUCAUGGGCCUGUCAACUGACUGGGUGUUCACUCUGAGUGAAGAAGAUGUUCAAAAGAUGGCGCGAGAGGAUGAUGAGAUUUUGGCAAAUCGUGCGCACUUUGAUAGAAUCAUCGAGAGGCUGGAGACCGCGCAUGAAAUUGCUGAAAAGGCCAGGAUUCAGACUAGAGAGCUUGGAGACAUGUAA
This is a messenger RNA of Colletotrichum graminicola M1.001, 2175 nucleotides long. Its product is annotated as vacuolar sorting protein VPS1. The transcript is spliced from 4 exons. Gene Ontology annotation, molecular function: microtubule binding; GTPase activity. Bases 1 to 2175 code for a protein of 724 amino acids. Lineage: Eukaryota; Fungi; Ascomycota; Sordariomycetes; Glomerellales; Glomerellaceae. The record is from RefSeq and is a predicted model, not a curated record. Gene Ontology annotation, cellular component: cytoplasm; membrane; microtubule.